CUUAUUCACAGUUCAAGGAUGGGGACAGCCAGCGCUAUAUUUAAAUUCCGUCCAUUAACACCAUCACUCAAUCAUACGAUUGUUUUCGUCCCGUCCCGAGGCCCCUUCAGUGUUCUUGGAAAGGUCAUUCCGUGCACUCCUUCCUUGUGGGCGGACCUCGCCUGGAGAGCUCAUAGCCACCGAAGCCCUGGAGAUGAAGGCACGGCGUAGCGCACUCCGUGGUAUUGAUGCUGCCCUUCGUUGGCUACUUGCACAGACCUUUGUAAUAAUCUAUUUUCGGCGAAAUGGAGGAGACGCCAGAUCUUAAACAACCGAAUGACUGCACCACGUACCAGGAAGAAAUAGGUGACAGGAAACCGCUUCUUCCAUCCCAGGACGAAGAAAGGGGAAACAGUAGUUUAUCUUCGGCCAGCUUUAACGUGAUUAAUUCAAUCAUUGGAUCUGGAAUUAUAGGUUUACCUUACUCUAUGAGACAAGCUGGAUUCCUUUUGGGGAUGAUGCUCCUUCUAGCGGUUGCUCUUAUAAACGAUUACUCCAUUAUUCUGCUAAUCAAAGCUGGAAAUUUGUCUGGAACCAACACCUAUCAAGCACUUGUUCGUAAAACAUUUGGUCUAAUUGGCUACAUUAUCCUCUCCGUUCUGCAGUUUUUAUAUCCUUUUCUGGCCAUGGUCAGCUACAAUAUCAUUACAGGUGAUACUUUAACAAAGGUUUUGCAACGACUAGCUGGAGUUGGUCCGGGGAGUAUUCUUGCAAAUCGGCAUUUUGUCAUUGUGAUAACCACGCUCCUUUUUACACUUCCUUUGUCCCUUUAUCGGGAUAUAUCAAAACUUGGCAAGGUUUCUUUUCUUUCUCUCCUGCUUACCUUGGUGAUUCUUGUGAUUGUGGUGGUGAGAGCUGUGACAUUCGGGCCACAAAUACCUCCAACAGUAGACGCAUGGGACUUUGCUAAACCCAGUGCUAUCCAGGCAGUUGGUGUUAUGUCAUUUGCUUUUAUAUGUCACCACAAUAGCUUUUUGAUCUAUGGCUCACUGAGAGAUCCCACAAUGCAAAACUGGUCCAAUAUUACCCACUUGUCGGUAUCCUUUGCACUUAUGGUCAGUUUAGUUUUUGCUGGCUGUGGAUAUUCUACUUUCACCGGAUAUACACAAGGAGACAUAUUUGAAAAUUAUUGUAAAAAUGAUGACCUGGCAACAUUUGGAAGGCUGUGUUAUGCAGUGAGCAUUGUCCUGACUUUUCCUAUUGAAUGCUUUGUGACAAGGGAGGUCAUAUCAAAUGUCUUCCUCAAAGGGAAACUUUCAAUGGUUUUCCAUAUCUUUUUGACUCUGCUUAUUGUCGCAGUGUCUACCAGCUUAUCACUGAUAUACGACUGCCUGGGCAUCGUCUUGGAACUGAAUGGUGUUCUGAGUGCAACUCCUUUGGUGUUCAUCAUUCCGGCUGCUUGUUACCUGAAGCUCACCGACAAUCACUGGUCCCACCGAGACAGCCUCAUUUCUGUUUUUCUGUUUGUCACCGGCGUCUUUGUCCUAACAGUUGGUUUUGCCAUGACUGUCUUGCAUCCCCAACAGUGUUCACAUGGAAAGGAGAUGUUUUACUGCCUGCCUUCAAAUUCGUCCAUUACGAAUGUCACGUUUCCCACCAAUGUAUCACAAGCCCAAACUGUUCCCACCAGCAGUAGUUUGUCUUAAGUAAAAAGAAUUGACUGUGGUAUGUGCUGUCAGAAAACUAUUCAUUUUACAAAGGUGUUUUACCCCGUAAAUGUAGUUACUGUUUUUUUUUUUUUUUUUAGUAUUCAAAAUAAGUAUGCAGAAUUUGUACCAUUUCUAUUAAAACUGACUUUUGUUAGGUUGCUUUGGAAUAGGGGUUUUGGCUUCAUGUUGAAAUUAGAACAAACAUACAGAAGAGCGAGUCCAUUUUUAUUUUUUAAAUGAACCAGCAUCUUCCUGUAAUCGGUGCUGUGAUGUGCAUUACAGCAAAAAAGGAGGGUCCAUAUUGAAGGAACUGUGGCAGCGGACAGGCAAAUGUGAACAAAGAGGGCAGGAAAGGCUGAAUGUGAAGAAGAGUUUGAUAAACGCACCUCUGUGAUCUCAACCACUCUGAAGGCCUCCUCUGUAAUAAAAAUGCCAUUCAUUUACUUGUGUUCCAUAGCAGACGAGAAGCUUCUCAUUUUUGAAAAUUAUUUUCUGGUUAGAAAUUGCUGGAAGAUCUUUAGUUAAACCCCACCAAGCACUUUGGUUGUUCGGACCAACUCUGCUGUUCGUAAAACGCACUUUAAUUCAGCUCCAAACUUUGUAAAGCACUGGUCAAUAACGCUAAAUGACAAUCUGGACUCAUUGUGCCCCCCAUGCGCUUAUUCCAGAUGUGCAGAUAUCCUGACUGAGUGUGUGCGAGAGUGUGAACGUUUAUUAGAAGGUUUUAGUGGUCCUUGGUCUUUCAUCGUUUUAUAAUGAGACUUGUCUAAGUCUUGCUUAUUUCUCUUUGUUUUAUCCACCGUAAUAAGACAAUGUUUAAAAUGAAGCGGCUUUAUAAUUAGAUUUGCUAUAUAAUGUGUGUAGCUUU
Molecule: messenger RNA, 2556 nt
Organism: Polypterus senegalus (gray bichir)
Lineage: Eukaryota; Metazoa; Chordata; Cladistia; Polypteriformes; Polypteridae
Gene: slc38a11
Product: solute carrier family 38 member 11
Exons: 12
Coding region: 285-1685 (466 amino acids)
Biological process (GO): amino acid transmembrane transport
Molecular function (GO): amino acid transmembrane transporter activity
Source: RefSeq, a predicted model, not a curated record